Messenger RNA from Ictalurus furcatus (blue catfish), 4438 nucleotides. RefSeq names its product glutamate ionotropic receptor kainate type subunit 3 (gene grik3). Gene Ontology annotation, cellular component: plasma membrane; kainate selective glutamate receptor complex; presynaptic membrane. The coding region runs from base 71 to 3145 and encodes 1024 amino acids. NCBI's taxonomy places the organism in Eukaryota, Metazoa, Chordata, Actinopteri, Siluriformes, Ictaluridae. Gene Ontology annotation, biological process: synaptic transmission, glutamatergic; monoatomic ion transport; modulation of chemical synaptic transmission. Gene Ontology annotation, molecular function: transmitter-gated monoatomic ion channel activity involved in regulation of postsynaptic membrane potential; kainate selective glutamate receptor activity. The record is from RefSeq and is a predicted model, not a curated record. The transcript has 16 exons.
CAGAAGGUGGAAGAAAUGUCCUGUGCAGUACAAUGAGAGCCAGUUGGUCGCGAGCAAGAGAAGUCCUCUCAUGAGACCCACCAGAGCAAUUUUGAUGAGCGAUUACGAGACGUCUGUGGAUUCCCUAAAGAGUGGAUCGGACGCGCUGAGAAGCAUGAGAGAUCCGUGGCGGUUGCCCCGGAGCGCCGUGUUGGAAUACUGGACAGCGGUCAUGGUGUGCCUUGUUUGGAUUCAGUGUUCUUGCGGGAUGCCGCAUGUCAUACGGAUAGGAGGGAUUUUUGAACAAACAGAUGGUCCAGUCUCACUUGUCAGUGCAGAGGAACUGGCCUUUAAAUUUGCUGUCAAUAACAUCAACAGAAACAGGACAUUAUUGCCAAACACAACAUUAACAUAUGACAUCCAGCGGAUUAAUAUCUAUGAUAGCUUUGAGGCCUCAAGGAAAGCUUGUGACCAGCUGUCUUUAGGUGUUGUGGCCAUAUUUGGGCCAUCUCAUAGCUCAUCGUCAAAUGCAGUACAGUCCAUCUGCAAUGCACUGGAGGUUCCACACAUCCAAGUGAGGUGGAAACAUCAUCCUAUGGACAACAGAGACACAUUUUACGCCAACUUGUACCCGGACUACUCCUCCCUAAGCUACGCCAUCCUGGAUCUGGUACAAUUCCUCAAGUGGAAAACAGCCACUGUGGUGUAUGAUGACAGCACCGGUUUGAUUCGACUCCAGGAGUUGAUCAUGGCCCCUUCCAGGUACAAUAUAAGGCUGAAGAUCCGACAACUCCCUCUGGACACUACUGACACCCGCCCCCUGCUGAAGGAGAUGAAGAGGAGCCGGGAGUUCCGCAUCAUCUUCGACUGUAGCCAUAUCAUGGCUGCACAGAUUCUUAAACAAGCCCAGAUGAUGGGAAUGAUGACAGAGUACUACCACUACAUCUUCACUACUCUGGAUCUUAUGGCCAUCAAUCUAGAGCCUUACCGUUUCUGUGGUGUCAAUAUGACCGGUUUCCGCAUCCUGAAUGUGGAUAAUCCUCAAGUGGCUUCCAUUGUGGAGAAAUGGUCCACAGAGAAGCAGAUCCCUCCAAAACCUGACUCUGGCCUGCUGGAAGGAAUUAUGACGACAGAUGCUGCUCUGACAUAUGACGCAGUCCACAUUGUGUCCGUCUCCUACCAGCACGCACCACAGAUGACAGUCAACUCGCUGCAGUGUCACCGCCACAAGCCCUGGAGGUUCGGCGGGCGCUUCAUGAGCUUUAUUAAGGAGUCUCAGUGGGAUGGCCUGACCGGACGUUUGUGUUUCAACAAGACCACUGGCCUGAGGACAGAUUUUGACUUAGACAUUGUCAACCUGAAGGAGGAUGGCCUGGAAAAGGUGGGAAAGUGGAGUGCUUCCGGAGGCCUGAACAUCACAGAACUCCCUAAGAGGAAUGGCAUGAACAUCACUGACUCACUCUCCAACCGCUCCCUGGUCAUCACCACAAUACUGGAGGAGCCAUAUGUCAUGCUUAAGAAGUCUGACAAGGCACUUGUUGGAAAUGACCGCUUCGAGGGCUUCUGCGUUGACCUGCUGAAGGAACUGGCUGGUAUUCUGGGGUUUGCUUAUGAGAUCCGUUUAGUGCCUGAUGGGAAAUAUGGCUUCCAGGAUGACAAGGGCCAGUGGAAUGGCAUCAUAAGAGAACUUAUGGAGCAUAGAGCAGAUUUGGCUGUAGCUCCCCUUACCAUCACCUUUGUAAGGGAGAAGGUGAUUGAUUUCUCCAAGCCAUUCCUGAACACAGGGAUCAGCAUCUUGUACCGCCGGCCAAACAGUACCAACACCGGGUUCUUCUCCUUCCUCAAGCCCAUGACCCCCGAUAUCUGGGUCUACAUCCUGCUGGCCUACCUGGGCGUUAGCUGUGUUCUGUUUGUCAUUGCCAGAUUUAGCCCUUAUGAGUGGUAUGACGCUCAUCCAUGCAACCCAAGCUCUGACGUGGUGGAGAACAACUUUACACUCCUGAACAGCUUCUGGUUUGGUGUGGGCUCCCUCAUGCAGCAAGGUUCUGAGCUGAUGCCCAAAGCUCUCUCCACACGGAUUAUUGGGGGCAUCUGGUGGUUCUUCACCCUUAUCAUCAUCUCCUCCUACACAGCCAACUUGGCAGCUUUCCUCACUGUGGAGAGAAUGGACUCUCCUAUUGACUCGGCUGAUGACCUGGCCAAACAGACCAAAAUUGAAUAUGGAGUAGUAAAAGAUGGAGCUACUAUGUCAUUUUUUAAGAAAUCCAGAGUCUCAACAUUUGAAAAGAUGUGGGCCUUCAUGAGCAGCAAACAGAGCACAUCACUUGUCAAGUCUAUUGAAGAUGGCAUCCAAAGGGUUCUGAAAUCUGACUAUGCCCUGCUUAUGGAGUCUACAACCAUUGAAUAUGUGACUCGCAAGAACUGCAACCUAACCCAAUUUGGAGGCAUUAUUGACAGCAAGGGUUAUGGCAUUGGCACCCCCAAAGGCUCACCGUACAGGGACAAAGUGACCAUAGCCAUCUUGAGCUUGCUGGAGGAUGGACGCCUACACAUGCUGAAGGAGAAGUGGUGGAGUGGAAGUAGUUGUCAGGAAGAUGAGCGCUAUGAAACAGGCCCGAUGGGCAUCCAGAACCUGGGUGGCAUCUUCAUUGUUCUGGCUUCAGGCCUGGUGCUUUCCAUUUUUGUGGCCAUAGGGGAAUUUAUCUACAAACUUCGGAAAACAGCAGAACGUGAACAGGUCUUUCUGCAGUGCAGUGGUGGAAGAGAUCAAACUGUCGUUCACAUGCGAGAGAAGAGUGAAACACAAGCGGCACCAUGCACCACCCACAGCGAAGACGGACGCCGUGAUCAACAUGCACACCUUCAACGAGCGCCGUCUACCGGGAAAGGACAACAUGAGCUGCAGCAGCGCUGCAAUGACGCCCGUGUUUCCAUGACAUGCCUGGGUGACGGUCACCUGAGGCAUAUGCCUAGCACUGUGCCCGAGAGCAUGGACUAUGGAACUGAAAUGAUAACAGCAUUCACCCUCAACCGCAGAGACACCCGCAACCACACAGCCAAGCAGAACGGUGGCGCAAGCAGCAACCCAGGUAAUGACCAUGUCCUCAAACCUAUGUAUCCCACCAUGCCAUUGAGGGAGGGAGGACGCUCUGUGUCCUUUCUCUGAGAGAGAAAGAGAACAAUGAGGCCAGAGCUAGCUAGGACCGAGUCUGAUGUUUAUGUAUGAAAAACAAACACAUGAUCACCAUCUGUUCACUGGAAAUCAAGGAGUGCCCAGUAAACCCAUAGCCUUGCCACCCCCACCCCAAUCCCACUCAUACCGAGAAGAAAAGAGACAAGCAAUCCUUUGGAAGAAAUGAUUUAAGAGAAUAAGAGGCUUCUUUGAAGUACGGCAAUAAAAGCACUUCAAACUGACAAGAGGGGUGUAGAUUUUUGUCCUGGAGUACCAUUUAUAGCACAUCAAAUUAAUUUAGAAAAUUUGUGCUCUCACUGUUGUUAUUUGGGUUUGUAAAGCACUGAGGGUCUUUGGCGCUACACAGGAGCAUAUGAUUCUAUUGGGCUACAUUACUCCGAUGCUUUGAAUCUUUUAUUUAAUUUGAAAUUGUAGACUCUCUUAUUGGUAAUAUCUGCAGUUAGUCACAGUGUGCAAAGCUCUAGAUCUGCAUUCCCAGGAAGGCUACAGAGAAGGUGGCCUCCUUCCUGGUUCACCAACUGAAUGCACAAAACAAACAAGGUAAUAAAGGUUCUGAACCAUGUGCUCUGUCUUAUCAUAGUGCCAUAACUAAAUUCAAUUUGUUUGUGCUCUACAUCACUUGUGCCACCAGAUGUUUUGUACACAUUCAGUGAUAAUAAGAUGACUGAUUAACAUAAUAAUUGCCAAAGAUCUGUCUACAAAAAAUGUUAGAUAUUUAAAUACAGCAUCUAUCCUAAAAGUGUAAAGGAUAAGACUGAUUCAGUUGCUUGAUAAACUGUUUAUUGUGCAAAUUCACUUACAUAUUUUUAAUAUAUUUAAUGAUUCAUCGUAAGGCAUAAUUGCUAACCACAUAAUAGUAAGAUAUGGUGCAACCUACUAAGUUUGGUAUAAUUCACUAAACAAAAACAAAUAUAAUUGAAAACAAGUCUUUCAUUAACUUCAGUGUGGUAGUGAUUUGCAUUCUGCAUAACACAUUUACUUUUUUCAUUUCAAUACAAAUAGAAACAUAUUUACAGAGAUGCAUAAAUACAUCUAAUUAAAUAUCUGCCUAAAGUGUGGAUAUUAGAUUUUCUGUUCAGAAUGGCCUUUGUUAACAGCAUUUGCAAUAUAAAAUUAACACACUAUGUAUCCGGGCUUUUCAUUUAUUUCUGUACUUGCUGUCUGGGUCAGUGAGUGAAGUGACUUGUAAAGAGGCUGAAAAAAAAAAGAUUAUUGUGUUGUAAUUUUAACAGGAAAGCACAUAUCUACAUACACAAAAAAAUUGUC